This is a messenger RNA of Hydatigera taeniaeformis, 1524 nucleotides long. The record is from the annotation of a GenBank genome assembly. NCBI's taxonomy places the organism in Eukaryota, Metazoa, Platyhelminthes, Cestoda, Cyclophyllidea, Taeniidae.
AUGCGCGUGAAGGGCGGUGCCGUAGUGGAUCCCGCUUCGGGUCUCGAGGACUGUGCUAGCGUCACUCGUGACCGCCAUGGUCGUCCGCUCUCCGCUGUCCUUGGCAUGGUUGACCUCCUACGCGGCUCCAAUUCGUAUUAUAAGCUACAGGUGCUGCGCUCAGACAAGGAGCCGCGACAGUACUGGGUUUUCCGUGCCUGGGGUCGUGUAGGCACUGAUAUUGGCGGUUCGAAGGUGGAGCGCUUUACCAGUGUCAACUCUGCCGUGCAACACUUUCACGACCUCUUUCUCGAGAAGACUGGCAAUCCAUGGGGUGUGGAGCGUGCCAAUUUCGUGAAAAUACCCCGAAAGUUUUAUCCUCUUGAAUUAGAACAAUUUGAUCCCAAGGGUGAUGAGACUGUUGAAAAUGCGAAAAUUAUGCAUCAAGUGGCAUCCAAGCUGGAAAGCCGCCUUCAAGGACUACUUCAUUUCCUCUUCGACAUCGCUUCAAUGACGAAUGCUCUUUUGGAGUUUGAGAUAGAUGCUAGGAAGAUGCCGCUGGGAAAGAUAUCACGGGUGCAGAUUCAGGAGGCCUAUAGUGUGCUAAGCGAUAUUUCUAGCCUACUGGCGUCGAAAAAGGUGAUCGAAGGUCCAGACAAGAGUCGAUUAAUUGGAGCCACAACGCGUUUUUAUACGCUCAUUCCGCAUGACUUUGGUCUGAAAAUACCACCUCUGUUGGACAGCUUGGAGGCAGUGAAAAUAAAAUCACGAAUGCUGGAUGAUUUGUUGAAGUUGGAGGUUGCUUAUUCCCUUAUGAAGACUGGUGACCACGAUAUCAACCCUCUUGAUGAGCAAUACGAAAAGUUAAAGAAUCAAAUCGAGCCUCUCAAUUGGGACUCGGAGGAAUUCAAACGGAUUGCAGAGUUUCUGCGAGUCACUCACGCCCCAACACACACAAAUUACGCUCUAGAAGUGAUAGACAUAUUUUCACUCUCGAGAGCAGAAGAAGCGGAUGGAUUCAAGGCGCUGGACAAUCGCAUGAUGCUGUGGCACGGUUCUCGUCGCACAAACUGGGCAGGCAUCCUAGCACAGGGCUUACGAAUAGCGCCUCCCGAGGCGCCUUCGACAGGCUACAUGUUUGGGAAGGGUGUCUACUUCUCUGACAUGGUGAGCAAAUCCGCUAAUUACUGCUAUGCUUCACCCAAUGCCCCACAGGGCUGUCUCCUCCUCUGUGAAGUGGCCCUCGGUCGAACGCACGAAUGUUUCUCAGCCAACGCCUCUAGACUUUCCAAGCAAUUUGGCAGUCGUAAAGGUAGUCCCAGUCUUCAAACUGCCACUUUGUCCAAUGAGAGUGUAGGUGCAACUGCACCGAACUCGGAGACGUACUUCAGAGAGCCAGAGACUGGCGUCGUCUAUCCCAUUGGUCAGCCAGUGACCUCUAAAGACAUAAAGAGUGACCUUCUGUACAACGAGUACGUUAUAUACGACACUGCUCAGAUCAAACAACGCUACCUUGUCUGGGCGGAUUUUAAAUUCGUUUUUUGA